AUGAAACGUAAACACACCACGACAAAAAUUCUCGAUAAAGUUCGAGCUGUCGAACGCCUCCAGGCAGGAGAAUCACUUUUUUCUGUUGGAGCUGCCUACAAUGUUGGGAGGCAAACACUGCUGGAUUGGCUGAAACAAUAUGAGCAGCUCAAGGAAAGCUCUCUUCAUUUAAAUAAUGCAAAUAGAACUCGUAUACAAUCAUCGACACUGUAUCCUAAGACAUCAGAAGCUUUGUUUGUGUGGUUUGUUUAUAUGAGAGAAAAAGGAAUGCCAGUCGAUGGAAUAAUGCUUCGUGCAAAGGCAUUAGCCUUUUUCAGAGAGUUCAAGGAUGGCCCGGAAGAUUUUUGUGCAAGUGAAGGAUGGCUAUCGCAUUGGAAGAAGCGGAACAGCAUUCGUGCUCUUUCGGUGUCUGGAGAAGCUCUGUCAUCAGCAGAUCAUAAUCUCCCUUCUUUUAUGGAGAAAUUUCAACAACUGAUAGAAGAAGAGGAUCUCUGCUAUGAACAAAUCUAUAACGCCGACGAAACUGGCUUAUGGUACAAAACACUUCCAAAGAAGACACUGGCAGAAAAAAUCCAAAAAAGAACUGCCGGAUACAAAGUGAACAAAGAGAGGGUCACAAUUCUUGCCUGUGCUAAUGCAACAGGUUAUCACAAGCUGCCCCUUUUUGUUAUUGGAAAGUCAGAAAAGCCUAGAGCACUCAAACAUGUGAAUAAGUUUGACCUGCCUGUAAAAUAUGGGCAUCAACCAUCCGCAUGGAUGAGCAGAUAUCUCUUCAAGGAGUGGUUUUUCAAUGAUUUCGUCCCGCAGGUUUGUCAAUAUCUGGCAAAUAAAAAUUUGCCACAGAAAGCUGUGCUCCUUCUUGAUAACGCACCAGUCCACCCGGAUGAGAAGGAGUUGGUAUCUGGAGGAAUAAGGGUUUUGUAUUUACCUCCAAACGUCACAGCAACAGUACAACCCAUGGACCAAAAUGUCCUCGAAAAUUUGAAACAAAAAUAUCGACGUAAUUUUCUGGAGUUUAUUGUCCAGCAACUGGAAGAUAACAGGGAUGUGAGGAGCGCUAUCAAGUCUGUAAAUAUCUUAAAUAUUAUUCAUUGGAGCGCUGAUGCCUGGAAUAAUGUGGAUGCCAGCACCAUUGCAAGAAGUUGGAAAGGACUCUUUCUUACAACUUAUAAACCAGAUGAUGACAAUGAUAUCAAUGAAUGUGAUAACCGUGUGGCAGAGAUGGAGGACUUGACAAAUUUGCAACAUUUGUUGAACAAUUUGCCCAUCUCUGAACAUAUUUCAUUAGAAGAGCCGGAUAUCGAAGAGUCUGCUGUACACAACCUUGCUGUGUCGGUGUGUCCGUCGACCAUUUUCUCUCUAGUUGACAAAGUUGUGACGUGUCUGAUGGUGAAAGAUUUGCGUCGCUCAGUGGAAAAAGGUGGUCUCAGGCGUUCCCAAAGAAUGGUCAUGAGGACAAAAAGUGAUGGGCAUCUUGAGGAAGGCACCUGA
Molecule: messenger RNA, 1491 nt
Organism: Phlebotomus papatasi
Lineage: Eukaryota; Metazoa; Arthropoda; Insecta; Diptera; Psychodidae
Product: jerky protein homolog-like
Exons: 4
Coding region: 1-1491 (496 amino acids)
Cellular component (GO): nucleus
Molecular function (GO): DNA binding
Source: RefSeq, a predicted model, not a curated record